ACCCCCACCCACAAGAUGCCUGUGCCCCCGCUCAUGUGGACAAGGUUUAUCUCUUGAUUCCUUCCAACAUUACAAAAUACCCAAAAUGCCCUUAUCGAGAUAAUGACCAAAAUACCCCUCGGCCCACUGUAUUGGAAUUUGGUCGUGAAACCGAAGAAGCCGGCAAGCUGGACUGUUUUGGAAUUAGACAGGAAAAAACCGGUCAACUGUCCCAAAGGGAAAGUCACCGUCAUGGGUCUUCGGCCGUUACAGGACAAAUUACUUAAGAGAAAAUUCAAAACUAUGAGACACCAAGAAAACUACCAUUCAUCAUUUUCCUCCUCAUCCUCUUCUUCUUCUUUUCUUCAUGGGUGGGCGGAGAAUGGCUGAGGCCACCGGAAAAAUGACCCAACUCUGCCGGAAAAUUGUGCGGGUCAAUAUUAGGGUUAGGAUACUAGACAGAGUAACGAUUUUUCAGAAGUUUUUUAGGUUCAUUUGGGACAGAAUUAUCGUUUGCUCCAUAGGGAAGCCAAUUCGGUACCACCGGCUGUCCCGCCGCUCUCCUCCUCCAUCGCCGUCGCCGGAGACGAUCGAGUCCGGGUUGCAGUCGGAUGACCCGUCGACAGCUGCCGGAGACAGCGAUUCCGAUUUAGUGAGCUUGAAGAUAUGCGUGAUGGGGGAUUGCCAAAUUGGAAAAACCAGCUUCCUCAUUAAGUAUGUAGGUGAUGAACAAGAAAAAAAAUGUUUAGAAAUGACGGGAUUGAAUUUAAUGGACAAAACAUUAAUCGUCCAAGACGCCCGAAUUGCAUUCAGCAUAUGGGAUGUCGGAGGUGAUCAUACUUCACUUACUCAUGUUCCAAUCGCUUGCAAAGACGCAGUGGCGAUCCUGUUCAUGUUCGAUCUUACCAGUCGAUGUACACUAAACAGUGUAAUUGGAUGGUAUAGCCAAGCAAGAAGGUGGAAUCAGACGGCGAUCCCGAUCAUGAUUGGAACCAAAUUUGAUGAUUUUGUGAAACUUCCUCCGGACUUACAAAGGCCGAUCGUGACCCAGGCAAGAGGAUAUGCCAGGGCUAUGAAGGCAACACUCUUCUUCUCAAGUGCCACACACAACAUAAAUGUGAACAAAAUCUUCAAAUUCAUCAUGGCCAAGCUCUUCAAUCUGCCAUGGACUGUCCAAAGAAACUUAACCAUCGGAGAACCCAUCAUAGACUUCUGAAAUACUCGUAUUUUACACCACUAAUCGUCAUACGAUCUCAUUGUACAUAGCAAAAGAGAAGAAGAACACUGAAUAGUUGACCAUUUUUGGUAUUUGAUUUUUUUUUUUUUUUUUUUUUUUUUUGCCCAAAUUGUAAUAUUCAAUAAUUGUAACAAGCAUUUCCCUCUUCGUGUUUUUUUCUAAGGAAUGAAGUGAAGAUGAAAGGAUUACAAACA
Vitis vinifera (wine grape) is the source of this 1410-nucleotide messenger RNA. RefSeq names its product septum-promoting GTP-binding protein 1. Gene Ontology annotation, molecular function: GTP binding; GTPase activity. The record is from RefSeq and is a predicted model, not a curated record. Lineage: Eukaryota; Viridiplantae; Streptophyta; Magnoliopsida; Vitales; Vitaceae. The transcript has 6 exons. The coding region runs from base 347 to 1195 and encodes 282 amino acids.